UGCGAGCCGCUUCUUUCGGCGAGAAAUCGUUGCAAGAGUCAACAGACAACGGUAAAAAUAUUCCGGCGCCGCGUGAACUCUGAGAAAGGGGGCAUUCACGAGGGGCCGGUAUCUUUUUUUCUCCAAUUUCUACCAUCUUGCACAAUUGCUCUCGGCCGAAAAACCUUUUCCUACAGAUAAAUUGAUCGAGACUUGUAAAGGUUUUUAGGAGGUGAAAUCCUUUUCUGCAAGUUUCACGCAAUAGGAAUCCUUGGCAAGUAUCUUUGCCGCUCUGUCAUAAAAACCGUGUGAGUGUAGAAGCGAAAAAAAAUUCUUUUGAAUUGUCUGAUAUCCAAUUGUUUGCAGAUGCAGCUUUGUAUAACUACAUUCGCUCUUUCGCUGAUCGGCUUCUACUUCAUCACUCAUCACACAACAAAUGCAAAUUUCGAGGAAACAAGAGAACAAGCGAGAGAACACCGAAUAGAAGAAAGGGCGGCAAGUAAGAGUGGAGGGGUUAAGGGUUGGAGGAGAAAGAGGAACGUUAUAGGUGAGUUGUAAGCGUAAUGAGGAUUUUCCUGAUCUUAAUCCACCAACCGUGGGCUGAUACAAACAUCAAAACACACGCUUCUUUCCCAAGUAUGUAGAGUACUUUCUACCGGAGAACACAUCCAAAGUAAUUUUGAGAAGGGAACGAUCGUCAUCGUUUAUUCACCAAUUUGUUUAAUCAAGGAAAAAAAAACGGCAAAGAACAAGGCUACUCAAGAUAUUAUAAACUGCUUAUAUUCCCUAACCAUAUCGAAUAUUUUCUUUGAGUCUAUUACAACGGUCUGAGACAAAGUCUCUACGUCUCUUUCCCAACAUUUCGUCACGCUCUCCUAACGGUUCGCCGCUGACUUUCUGGGUUGAGAACCGCACUGUAAGAGCAAGGUGUUUUGCCCAGGAGCACAACACAUAACCUGGCCAGAUCUCGAGCCCAGACCCUUCUAAUCAGCUUGUGAGCAGAACGCGCAUUUCUCCGAUAUUGAAACGUUUCGAGAAGAGGUUCUCCGGGAGUCUGGCACUAAUUAUGAUUGCUAGACCCCUUGAAGAUCUCUCGCUAACUAACGUUGCUCAAGGCGUCAUGAUAUUCUGAUGGGCAGAUAAACCUUCCUACCGAGGCUUACAAUAGACCCGUAGUUACGAGCGCUCCACCCUUUAAGCCCUAAUGUCAUUAUGCGUAUUUUCCGCACUGUUCUUUACACACUUCCUAAGAUGUUAAUGAGGAGAAUCUGUUUACUGAUCAAAAGCCUCUUUAGUUGGUAAUCAUUUCUUUCAUUCUCAUGACCUCAAUGUGAUUCAGGGGUGAUAUUGUGGGGAGAAACUAGAUGCUAUUCACUCUAAAGGGUUGACGUUACACCACAAAUAAAAAAAACUCGAAGUUUUACAGAAAAUGAAGUUAAAACAAAUUGGCAAAAAUAAAGAGUUACCUUUAUUACAAGAUCUUUCUAAAUUUACAUAAGUGUACUCAGUGAAACUUAACAUUGAGAGUAAUUUUUCUGAUACACUCAUUUAUUUCUUUUCCACAGAAAUGACUCCAAGACUUGACGAAAAAACUGCGAAAUCCUUUGGGACGAAAGUAAAAUAAGAAAAUUGAUUUCAGAAAAAUAUUUGUCACUGGGUUAAAGUAUUACUUCAAAUCAUUAAAUGCACAGAUUUUUUUGGUACCGUGAUGAUCAGCAACUGAUUCAAGUCUAAGCUCGGCUUAAUCUCCAUCAAAGAGUUACUGAACCCCAUACCGUUGACGUCAAUGACCCAGCAAAUUUCACAGAAAUCAAAUCUUUUUUCUAAUAAUUCACGGCUUCUACUUCCUUACUCUAAAUGAAUAUUUACAUUUUAUCCCUAAGCUAACUGACACUGUCCAUUUUUUUUUUUUUUGGUUAAAUUGAUGGAGUCCAAAAGCUCUCCAGUUUCCCUCUAACAUUUCUCACAUAUCUAGUGAAUAACCAGUGCAAAGUAAUCCCUCCUUCCCUCUGUGAGAACAACAAUUUUAUACUAGAGCAUACUAACACCAUAGCGGUCAAAUGUCCACGCAUGUGCAAAAGUUGAACAAUAAAGGCGGUCCAACAUCUUGCGCUAAAACUAUCAGAACCAUAUUGUAUUAUUGAGUUAAAAACAACCACAAGAGUUAGCAAGCCACGGUUUUUAAAUGCGUAGAACGCUUUUAAUAAAGCUCUGUCGAAAAAUGGUCAAUCUACAAGAUCCCCGAUAUUAAGGAACUUUCGUGUUCGAAAACCUUAAUUUUCUUCCUUCCUUUUUUUAAUAUUUCUAGAUUUUCAUAAAAGUUGAUUUGUUUUUCGCAAAUUGUGUUUUGAAACCG
Pocillopora meandrina is the source of this 2335-nucleotide messenger RNA. Lineage: Eukaryota; Metazoa; Cnidaria; Anthozoa; Scleractinia; Pocilloporidae. The record is from the annotation of a GenBank genome assembly.